GCACUGCGCUGCAUUCGUACUGAAUGUGGAGAUGUUGGGUAUGCGACCAUUUUGUCCUAAGCUGUACUUCUAUGUAUGAACACUGUACAGAUGCUACGCACUGGCGCAUAACGUGCACGUGAAAAUUAGAUAAAUUUGCGGCGCAUACAGCCGGCGACAUCACGCAGACCACGGCUGAAUGGCAACAAUGCCAGUAGUUACGCGCAGCGCGGCGAUGAGCAAGAAGGGAAGUUGCCGCACAAUCGCCGUUACAUCACGACCUUCACACUCGGCAAACGCCGGCAGCUUUUGCGCUGGAGAACACAACCCGAUCAGUCUAUUUUCCUUUUCGACUGCAGCCAGGAAAUAUCACUGGAAUUUCUUUAGCGGAUAUAUACAAUCAUGUCGGACGAUUUCGAGAACGACCUGACCGGUUCCUACGUGCGCUUCGUCGGCGACGGCCUGGACGGCGAAGUGUCCAUCUCUCCGUCUCCGGAAGGGGGCGCUCCUAUCCGGAAACCCGUCUCCCCCAGCGAGGACAACCUCCAACGCCUGUACGCCCUCUUCCGACCGUUGCGACUGGUGAUGGGAUGUCUGGGCCUAUGGCACCCCUCCCUCGACGACCUCCAACAGGCCCCGCCCGCUCACCGCUGCACCUCCACCACCCGCUUCCUCUUCCUGGGCCUCUCCGUUGCCAACAUGACGUACAGUUUCUGCAACUUCGCCCUACUCUUCCUGUCGCGCCCCGCCGGCCGCAUCACCUCCUGGGAGUGGAGCGUCUACGUCGUCCUGGUCAUCUGGCCGCUGCAGGCCUGUCUCAUGACCUUGCUCCAUUUUUGGCUGUUUGAAUGGGAGUUUGUCGGGGCCCUGUGGCGCGUGUGGGCGGAAGCGGUGACGGUUCGCAUCGGGGCGGAACAGUGGGAGCGGCUCGGACGGCUGCGGAAUCUGUAUAUGGCCGGUGCCGUGGCCGCGACGGCGUUGCUGACCGGCUUCGUCCUCAUCGGGAUGACCAGUUCCGGUCAAGCCGGCGCCUUUCUGCACACCUUCCUGAGCUUCGACUUCAGUACGCCGCUGAUGGUGGUCAACUUCACGGUGCUUACCAUGGUCAUCGUGGCCACCGCCUCCUUCACCACCGUCUUCUUCGUCCUGCACUGCCACAUCGUCGCCGGCUCCUUAAUGUCGGUGUAUGCCAGCAUGGAACGCCGGGUGACCAACAACACCGUCUUCACCGAGAACGUGCUGGUCGGGGAGCGCGACAUGUCGGUGCUGGAGUACUUCCGGCAGCAGCGCAACUGGAGCAAGAAAAUGGUGGACGCCAUGGACCGCGCCUUCCGCCACAUCUCUUCCUCAACUACCUGGCCAAUGUGCCGCUUAUCGUCUUCAUCAUGUACGCGCUGAUCACGCACAUCCGCGACAAUCCCCUGAUGAUCGGCGCCUGCUGCGUCAGUAUCCUGGCGGCCUUCGCGCAGGUGGCCGCCGUCUCCUUUGCCGCUGCCUGGAUCCAUAAAUGGGCCAGCAAACCGAAAGAAUUGCUUCAUGAUAUGCGCAUCCCCAAAGGUCAAUAUCCCAACCUAUCCGACACCGCUU
Molecule: messenger RNA, 1566 nt
Organism: Paramacrobiotus metropolitanus
Lineage: Eukaryota; Metazoa; Tardigrada; Eutardigrada; Parachela; Macrobiotidae
Exons: 4
Coding region: 382-1377 (331 amino acids)
Biological process (GO): sensory perception of chemical stimulus
Source: RefSeq, a predicted model, not a curated record